Molecule: messenger RNA, 3783 nt
Organism: Macadamia integrifolia
Lineage: Eukaryota; Viridiplantae; Streptophyta; Magnoliopsida; Proteales; Proteaceae
Product: MDIS1-interacting receptor like kinase 2-like
Exons: 2
Coding region: 30-3683 (1217 amino acids)
Biological process (GO): protein phosphorylation
Molecular function (GO): ATP binding; protein binding; protein kinase activity
Source: RefSeq, a predicted model, not a curated record
GCACUCAGGAAUUGUAAAAAUCAGCAAAAAUGUCACCAAUUGAAGGACCUCUUGUUCUUCUCCAUCUUCUCCUUCUGUUCUCUCCAUCUUUGAAGGUAAUAGCAUUAUCAACAACAGAGGCAGAGGCACAAGCUCUGAUCAAAUGGAAGAACAGCUUAUCUACUUCUCUCAAUUCAUGGUCCUUUACCAAUAUCAAGAACCUCUGCAACUGGACAGGUAUUGUCUGCAACAAUGCAAGAAAUGUUGCAGAGAUAAACCUUCCUGACUAUGGUCUCAAUGGGACACUUGAUCAACUCAACUUCACAGCACUACCAAGUCUUACCCACUUGGAUCUUAACCACAACAAUCUCAUGGGAGCAAUUCCUUCCACCAUUGGCAACCUCUUCAACAUCACAUUUUUGGACCUGAGCAGCAAUUUCUUCAAUGAUUCCAUACCUCCUGAGAUUGGACAGUUAACAGAGCUUCUCAUCCUUAACCUCAGCAAUAACAAUCUUAUGGGUCCAAUUCCUUAUCAGAUUAGCAAUCUUCAAAAGGUAUGGGAACUGGACCUCAGUAGCAACUAUUUAGAAUCACCUGAUUCAUCCAAAUUCUCCGGCAUGCCUCGGCUGAGAUACCUCAGCCUAUAUUUCAAUUCACUUGUUUCAGAGUUCCCAGCUUUCAUUUUCAACUGCCCAAAUCUGGCUUACCUUGACCUCUCACAGAACAAUCUUACAGGUCCCAUACCAGGCUCAUUGGUGACCAACCUAAAGAAGAUUAAAUAUCUUGAUCUUAGUGCUAAUUUCUUUCAAGGUCCACUGCCUGUAAACCUAUCCAUGCUUGUUGCACUCACAGAUUUAAGGCUGGGGUUGAACUUAUUUGAAGGUGGAAUACCCACUGAGAUUGGUUUGAUUUCCAAUCUUCAUACUCUGGAACUCUAUAACAAUUCAUUAGGAGGGGAGAUACCUUCUUCUUUAGGCCAACUCAGGAUGCUUCAGAGACUAGAUCUCCAUGCAGCUGGAUUGAACUCUACAAUUCCUCAUGAACUUGGGUAUUGUACAAAUCUCACCUUCAUAGACCUUUCAAUAAAUUCACUCAAUGGAACCUUACCUUCAUCUCUAUCAAAUCUGACUAAGAUAUCUGAGUUGGGUAUGUCGGCGAACUUCCUUUCCGGAGAGAUCUCGCCUUACUUCAUAACUAGCUGGGAACAAUUGAUUUCAUUGCAACUGCAGAACAAUUCCUUCACUGGUAAGAUUCCACGAGAGAUUGGCAAAUUGAAAAAGCUCCAGUACCUCUUUCUCUACAUUAAUCAGCUCUCUGGAUCAAUCCCAAUGGAAAUUGGGAACCUCAGAGAUUUGGUGGAGCUAGACCUCUCAGAGAACAUGAUCACAGGUCCCAUUCCUGCCACGUUGGGGAACUUAGCACAGCUCCAAGUUCUGUAUCUGUUCGGAAACAAUCUGACUGGUACAAUACCACCAGAGAUUGGAAAACUGACAUCUCUAAUAAUGCUUGAUGUCAACACCAACCAAUUGCAAGGAGAAUUACCAGACACCAUUUCUCACCUUGAGAAUCUUCAGGUACUCUCUGUGUUUAGCAAUGAUUUCUCCGGUGGUGUUCCACAAGAUUUCGGACAGAGUAGUCUCUCUCUAUAUUAUGUAAGCUUUUCUAAUAACAGCUUUUCUGGUGAGCUGCCUCCAGGAUUAUGUGAUGGAUUUGCAAUAGAACACUUGACAACAAAUGGUAACAAUUUUACCGGGUCAUUACCGGAGUGCUUGAGGAAUUGUUCAAUGUUACACAGAAUACGACUAGAAGGGAACCAAUUCUCCGGGGACAUAUCAAAGGUAUUUGGAAUACACCCAAAUCUUGUUUACAUGGAUCUCAGCGGCAAUCAGUUGACAGGAGAGCUCUCACCAGAGUGGGGAAAAUGUUUCAAUCUUACUUAUUUUCACAUUGAUGGAAAUAGAAUUUCUGGCAAGAUUCCAAGUGUGCUUGCAAAUUUGACCAACUUACAAGACCUUAGCCUGUCUUCGAAUGAGCUGUCAGGAGAAAUCCCAGCUGAAUUGGGAGAUUUAGACAUGCUCUUCAAGCUCAACUUGAGUGAUAAUCACUUAACAGGAGUGAUCCCUCAGAAAAUUGGAAGUUUACAAAAGCUCCAGCAUCUUGACUUUGCAGGAAAUAAUAUAACCGGCAGUGUACCUGGAGUUCUUGGGAAUUGCAUCAACUUACUGAUGUUGAACUUAAGCAACAACAGAUUAUCGGGUGAAAUACCAGCAGAGUUAGGCAAUUUGAUUUCAUUGCAGUCAUUUCUAGAUCUGAGCAGAAACUCACUCUCAGGAGGAAUCCCUCCUACUCUGGGGAAGCUGAGCUCGUUGGAGAACCUCAAUCUCUCCCAUAACAACAUCUCAGGCAGAAUUCCAACAGAAUUGUCCAGCAUGAUUAGUCUGCAAGUAAUUGAUCUCUCCUACAAUGAGUUGACUGGUCAGUUGCCAAAUGGAAAAGUUUUCCAACAACAAACAGCCGAGGCCUUCAUUGGAAAUGCAGGCCUAUGUGGAAAUGCAAAAGGAUUGCCAUCUUGUAAUUCUGCAAGCAGAGGAUCCAAUGACCAUUAUAAAGUCCUUAUAGCUGUCAUUCUCUCAGUUGGCAGCACUUUUAUUUUCGGAGCCAUGAUUUUGGGACUCGUGGUCUUGAGCAGGAAAUCAAGACAGCAGGAUGAAAAUACCGAAGGUACCAAAGUCGAUGACAGCUAUCAGUCACUGAUAUGGGAAAGAGAAGGAAAAUUUACAUUCAAUGAUAUUGUGAAAGCUACUGAUGAUUUCCAUGAGAAUUAUUGUAUUGGGAAAGGAGGGUUUGGGAUUGUUUACAAAGCAGUCCUCCCAGCAGGUCAGAUUGUUGCCAUUAAAAGACUGAACAUUUCAGAUUCUAGUGACAUUCUUGCAACGAAUCGAAAAAGUUUUGAGAAUGAAAUCCAUAUGUUAACAGAUAUCCGGCACAGAAAUAUCAUUAAAUUGUAUGGAUUUUGUUCUAGUAAGGGUUCUAUGUAUUUGGUGUAUGAGUAUGUAGAGAGGGGUAGUCUGAGAAAUGUUCUUUAUGGGAAAGAAGGGGGCGGGGAGCUGGAUUGGGAGACGAGAGUGAAGAUCAUCCAAGGGGUAGCCCAUGCCCUUGCUUAUCUGCACCAUGACUGCAACCCCGCAAUUGUGCACCGGGACAUAAGUAUUAAUAACAUUUUACUGGAAACAGGGUUGGAACCUCGGCUUGCGGACUUUGGAACAGCAAGACUGUUGUUCCCUGAUUCAUCCAACUGGACAGCAGCGGCUGGAUCUUAUGGCUACAUGGCCCCAGAACUAGCAUUUACAAUGAGAGUCACAGAGAAGUGUGAUGUUUAUAGCUUUGGGGUGGUGGCAUUGGAAAUAAUGAUGGGAAGGCACCCAGGAGAGCUCAUCUCUUCUCUAUCUUCAAAAUCAUCUAAUGAUUGUGACUUACUGUUGAAGGAUGGAUUGGACCAAAAACUCCCAUCUCCAACAGGCCAAUUGGCAGAGGCUGUGGUUUUUGUAGUUGCAAUGGCCCUAGCAUGCACAAGUACUGAUCCAGAGUCACGACCCUCCAUGCGUUUAAUUGCACAAGAGUUGUCCUCUCACAACCAGGCAUAUCUGUCUGAACCAUUUGGCACAAUCUCCAUGAAUAAAUUAACAGGCUUAAAUAAAUCUUAGGUUAGACUUCGAUCCAUGAAGGAUUCCAGCUUGUGUUCAAAUUCUUCAAUGAUACCAUUGUAGUAGUAUCAAUGGAUGACAUUAAACUCUCUCUCUUUUA